AUGUCAAGCUAUUUUUGUGAGUAAGACUUCAAAGAUUUUACAUCUCCAAGGUUCAUUUUGGAUGGAGCUACUCCACAUGUUGAUCCAAAACUUGGAUCAAAUUCAGAUGUUUAAUUCCAAUCAGAAAUCAGUAACAUGGAAAGUAUGAGAUCACUAAAAUAGGAGACAACCCUUAAUAAAAACAAAUUAAUGAAAAAGAAUUCCCAAAUUUUAUCUAUAAAGUUUGAUAAAUUGCAAAACACUCAUAGUUAAUUUCAAAUCGAGAAUAAAGAAGAUGAUGGGUUAUAAUUAAAGCAAGUCUUGGGCAAAUAAAUGUUACUCAAAUUUAAAGACAGAUUGCUAUCUAAUGCUCAUCUUCUAACAAAGCAAAUGAUGGAAGAAAAAAAGAAUUUACUUAAUUAUUUAUUUUUAGAUGAUGCAUUAUUAGAAGGGAAAAGAACUAAGAAGAAAUAAACUUUUAGUAAACUUGAAUAAUGUUUUACAUUCCCUGUUUUUUUACCCUAAGAUAGAUUUGUUAAAGUCUGGAGUUUAUUUAGUAUUUUAUGUAGUUUUUUUAUUUUGUGGCUAUCACCCUUUAUUGCCUCAUUUUAAUUAUAAUAAAGCCAAGAAAUUUAAAGGAUUACUGAAAUAGUCUUUCUGUAUUUAUUGAUUGAUGGGCUGGUUGCAAACAACAAAGCAAUUUUAGUGCAAGGAGAACUAAUUGUAAGCAGGAAAAGAAUCAUCCAAAAUUAUCUUAGAUUUCAAAUAGUUAAUGAUUUAGUUAAUUUUAUUAUCUGGCUAAUAAUGUAUUAAGGAAUAGAGAAUAUUCAGAUUGCUUAAGCUUUGUCAAUUAUUUAAAUUAUCAUUAUAAUAUUCACAGUUUACAAUAAGAUUAACAAUUUUGUUGAUUGUCUUUACUUAAAUGGAAGAUUAAGUGAAAUUUUAGAUUUGAUUUUCUUAAUCAUCUCAUUAUAUUAUUUUAUUCAUAUUAUCGGAUGCCUUUGGCAUUACUUAGCUCUUGUGUGUGAAUAAUUGAAUUAGUAAUCUUGGUUAAGUAAAUAUUCUCUAGAGAAUCAAUCCUACUGGGUAAAAUAUGAUUAUGCAAUAUAUUGGGCCACAAUGACUAUGGUAACAGUUGGAUACGGAGAUAUCACAGCUUCAAAUCCUAUUGAGAUCUUAUUUUCUAAUUUCACAAUGUUCGUCAGUAGUUUUGUAUUUGCAUAUUCUGUGAAUUCAAUUGGAAUGAUAAUUAAGAACUUUUACGAUCAGAAAAAUUAAUACAAAAGAUAAUUGAUACUCAUCAAUACGUUUAUGAAGAACAAUUUAGUGGAUGACUCAAUCUAGAAUAGAGUAAGGAAUUAUCUUAAAAAUUAAGUUGAUCAAGAAGGCAAAAGUAACAAAAUAGAAGCUCAAUAGAUAUUAGAGAAAUUGCCAACAGGGUUGAAGAAUGAGGUCAAUUUUAAUAUCAAAGCUCGGAUAAUCAAGAACGUGAAAAUAUUAUUUAAUAACUUCUCUAAGCCUACUUUAAAUUAAGUGACAUAAUAAAUUGAAUAAAUAAAUUGUAUACCUAAUGAUAUAAUUUACAAUCCAGAGGAGAGACACAAAGAUUUUCAUAUUUAUUAUAUAGACUCAGGCCAGGUCAAAUUAGUUGAAAUAAGAACUAAGAAAAUUGUUCAGACUUACAAUGAAGGAUAGACAUUUGGAGAAUACCAAUUUAUGAGUGGAUUUGAUUCAAAAUUUAUGAUCGUCAGUUCUCAAUUUACAUAACUCUACAAAAUUUCAAGACAAGAUUUCAUGAAAGUUCUAUAAAAUAAUCAAAAGGAUAAAGAACUAUUUCAAUAAAUUAAGGAUCAUCUAAUUUACUUAUCUGACUAUAGUUUAAUUGGUAAGAAGUGCAGUUUAUGCAACAAAGCCGAUCAUAUGAAUAGCGAUUGCUUCCUUAUCUCUUAUAAACCAAAUUUAGAAACAUUAAUAAAACGAGAGGGGUUCACUUUGUAAUAACGAUCUCUUAUAAGAAGAAAUGAUAGACAAAAACUCAAGGUUCUUAGCUCAAUCAAUGGUAUUAUGAAUACAGUUGUGCAAUUUUAGCAAUAGGAAUUGAUAUCAAAUUAAAAUGAAACUCAAACAGUAAUAAGUGGCACCAAAAGGUUUAAAGAUUCAACUACUAGAAGAUAAAGUGAUUUAAAAAUGGAAGUUCAUGAAGGUUCUUCAUUGAGUGAUUAAUCACCUGAUAUUAGAUAGGAAAGAAUCCAAGAUACAAAUACUGUCGCAUAAUAAAAAUUGAAUUCAAGAAGACAAUCUCACAUCUUAACUGGUAAAUUUGUAACAUCACUUUAAUCAAAUAAGCACAUUGAAUAUAAGGAUAAGAGGAAAAUAUCUAUUGGGUAUUAGAGAGAAUCUAGUUAUAUUAAUCCAGAUGGCCAAAGUACUUAACUGAUUCAGUAAAAGUCAUUAAAGUAAGGUCUAUCCUCAAAUAUCAUUAUUGAAAUAGAUGAUCAUAAUAAGCAUAUUAGUAAGUCUUUAAACUUAGAUAUUGAUAAAAUUUAUUAAUUUUAAAAUUACAUGCCUUAAAGCAAUGUUUCAAGCAUUAUUUUAAGUUUGAAUAAAUAAAAAUCUAAGAUUUCUUCAAUCUAUGCUAGUAAUUUAAAAAAGGCAUUCAAAUUCACUUUUUAUUACAAAGUAGCUAAAUUAGCAUGUGGUAUGAGAUUAAUUAUGUCUUCCACCUCGAGAAGACAUUUGAAACCAACUGGGGUUAAGAAAAAUAAAGAAUAAUUUUAAUAAUGA
This is a messenger RNA of Paramecium tetraurelia, 2763 nucleotides long. RefSeq lists its product as uncharacterized. The record is from RefSeq and is a predicted model, not a curated record. Lineage: Eukaryota; Ciliophora; Oligohymenophorea; Peniculida; Parameciidae. The transcript is spliced from 7 exons.